Molecule: messenger RNA, 498 nt
Organism: Acaulospora colombiana
Lineage: Eukaryota; Fungi; Glomeromycota; Glomeromycetes; Diversisporales; Acaulosporaceae
Source: the annotation of a GenBank genome assembly
AUGGCUGCAUCCGCAAAUCCUCUUCUCGCCGAGCGAGGCGCAAGAGACCCUAUCCUAUUUUGUACAGCGUACAAGAGGAACCGUUUCUUUAUGUUCACUCGAAGUGAACCCGAGGACAAAGCGACAGAUCGAGAUAUUUUCAACGAACGUCCAACUCGAGAAGAACAGACUAUUGCCCAGUCAUCAAAUACUGGGCGAACCUCUCAAGCUCCAACAGCAAAAAAUGCCGUCGUCCACACUACGUUCGGUGAUAUACAUAUACGAUUAUUCCCAGAACAUGCACCGAAGGCGGUAGAAAACUUUGUUGGUCAUGCCCGAAGCGGUUACUUUGAAGGUGUUAUAUUCCACAGAGUCAUAGCCAAAUUCAUGAUCCAAACUGGCGACCCAUUGGGCGAUGGGACUGGAGGGGAAUCAAUUUGGGGCAACGACUUUGAAGACGAGUUUGCCCCAGAACUCAAACACGACAGGCGAGUUUAUAUCGCCCCUACUCAACGAUAA